Neodiprion fabricii is the source of this 3037-nucleotide messenger RNA. RefSeq lists its product as uncharacterized. NCBI's taxonomy places the organism in Eukaryota, Metazoa, Arthropoda, Insecta, Hymenoptera, Diprionidae. The record is from RefSeq and is a predicted model, not a curated record. The transcript is spliced from 6 exons. The coding region runs from base 218 to 1519 and encodes 433 amino acids.
GUGGAGGACGGUCUGGACUCCGAUGGAGUAACUCAGUCCGUCUACAGCCUUCAGCUAAAUUCAACCACCCGAUCAUUCCUCCUUGAACGAUCCAGCGCCCCAAGUAAGUUGGAGCCGGAUUCGAGUUCUCAAGUUUCAUCGGUUCUAUUUGGUCGAUAACAGACGAGACAGUGAUUACGAUAUUGAUUGAUACACAGUAAGCGAAAGAUAAUCAAAGAUGUGGAGGAGGAUUUUAAUGUCGAUCGCUUUCACGGCGAACCUGUGCCUAGCUCAAGACUAUGAAGUUUCGGAAAUUCAAUGCAGUCUCGCAGGCUCGGGGUCCGAUUUGUUGACUGCCAAGAUACGCCGUCCCGUUGGCUUCAAAGGCGCCCCAUUAUUCGCGGACGACAGAGCAGCGAAUCCGCUCACGGAUCCGAGCUGCCAAAUUAGACCGGAUCCCACCGACCCACAAGAGGAUAACUACCUUCUCAAGGUCACGGACUUCUCCCGUUGCGGUAUUCUCAAGAGAAACGAAUUCAUCCAUCUCAGAGUAUGGUUCCCGGCUUUCCCAGGCGUUGUGAUGCUAGCUGAUCAAGAACUGAUCCUGAUGUGUAGACCUCCUGAGCCAACGCUGCUGCGACACAAAGCCGCGGGCUUUGCUGGAACGUUCCCCCACGGAGCCCGGGUUUCCGGUGUUGUCGAGGAGACACCCGGCCGGUUGGAGUACGAGGUCGCUUUGUACCGAGAGGCGGUGGGAAACGCUUCCGAUCCUAAUGCCGCCUCCCAGACGGUCGACCAGGCGGUUCCGAUCGGUACAAAGCUGCAGUUGCGGGCGAGAAUAAGCUCCGAAAGCGCCUGGGGGCACAUCAAGCUCCUCGAGGUGACCGUCAGCCCCGAUCCCGACGAGCCCCACGCCCCAGGAAGCGUAGCCCUGGUCAAGGACGGCUGCAGGAACAGGGACUUUGCCUCGAUAAUUCCACACCAGCCAGCGAGGUACCGGGGGAAGAAGAACGAGGUCUUUCUCGACUUCGAGGCGUUCCUCCUUAGCUCGAUGAGGGAAAGGUCCACCCUCUGGAUACAUUCGCAGAUCAAGGCGUGCAUGGAGGCUCAAGACUGCCAGCCAUCUUCACAGGAAUUUUGUCUGGACCUGUUCGAGCCUGCCGGACACGGUAAAAGAAGAAGGCGUUCUUUGGAACCGGAUGUGCAAUUACCCAGCGCUCAAAAGCUCGUUAAGAAGUUCAACGAUUCUGUACCGUUCACAAAAUUCAAGGAAAACAUUGAGUACACAGUUUUGAUGCCAGGCGAUCUGUACGAGAAAGUAGCGGGACUUGAAGGCAGUUGCGGUAGUUUUUUUUACCUUGCUUCCGGUCUUGGAGUGCUCCUCGUGUUCUCCGCGUUCAUUAUGUGUUACCUGGCAUCGCGACUUCACAGCGUAACUUCCGGUGCAACACAUAACAAGACUAUCGACGACCUCGUCAGAGAACGUGCGCGAAAAUUUUCCGAAACGCAGGGGUAUACGGGACGUUCAACGGUGCAAUAAUAUUAUAAUUGCAAAUGAAUAAUUAUUAAUAGAUAUACGUAAAAGAAACAAAAAAUACACCAACGUAUAAUUGCAUACGUAUAAACUACGUAAAACUGGACUACAUCUUAUUAGACAAGAAAUUUUGGUAAUUUUUUAAUUAAUAUCAUUAUGUCACUGUUAUUAUGAUAUAAUAUUAUUAUUAUUAUUGCAAUCACUGCAAUUUGUACAGAAUUUUGUUAAUUGAGAAAUUAUGCAUAGAUGUACCAGUUUUACGUUUCUAUGCUGUGAUACGUAUAACGGUGAAACAAAUCUGAAAAAUGCAUGAAAAAAACACUCGAACUAGUCUAUUGUAUAAAUCGCGAUUACUUAACUACACCUGUAUACAUUGAAGAAGGAAAGAAAAAAUCAUACCCCAGUGAGUAUAUACAAUACACGUCAAUGUUUUUACUAAAGCUAUUAUAAAAUUCAUAAAAUUCUACUCGAGUGGAAAGUUUAGAGUUUUUCGAAAGGUUCUGAGGAGAUAUUGAACGAAGAAAUCAAAGAAAUAAAAUUUCAGCGGAAAUCGAAAUUUUAGAGGAAUACUCGGAAAUUGCAAAAUGUACAUAGAAAGAAUAGUUUUGUGGAAAAGUGUUGAAGUUACGGGGGAAAAAAAUAAACGACAGUCUAUAACGAAUCGGCAAUUUUCUGAAGGUGAAUUUGAAAAUAAGAUAAAUACUGAAUCUUUGGAAUCUGUUUUUUACCAAAAAAGUUAUACUCAAGUACAUAGUAGUUUGAGUACUAAGUAUCAUUAAUCGAUUUCGCACCUUGAGAAAAAUAAAAUUUUCCUAUACAUAUGCAUCAACUUCAAGACUUUGCCACUUUUUGUCGUCUAAAACACACAAAUUCUAUUUACUUACGAUUAAUCUAAUUUCGCGAUUUAUCACGAUAUACGUAUACGAAUAAGUAUACACAUAUAAGUUACACCUAACACACGUACAUUAAAUGUACAUUUAGAAUUAAAAUUUAGUCACAUUAAAUAUCAAAUCAGCUGCACAGCACGGCCGCAUAAAUUUUUAUUCUGUUUCCACAAUUAAAAAAAUAUCGAAACCGGAAUUUCAAUUUAUUGUCUCACAUUGUCAUUAUCACGUAACAAAGAAAAUAUAUAACACAUUUAAUCCAAUGAUGGAUUAAAGCAAUGCUAUUACGUGACCUGAGCAAAUGAACUCAAUAUAUGUAUAUUUAUAAGCACGCUACAUCCAUGUGAUGUGUAGUACAUAAUAGUGUUGCACGUCUAUCACGGUAUAGACAAGUGAAUGAAUAAAUACAUAGUUAAUUAUUCAUGUAAUCAAUAUAAGAUAUGGUUUUUGAAAUUAAAUUUACAGGCGCUAAAUGAUGAGGGCUGGGUUGUGGGGACUGCGUACUUUUCGUAUUAUACACUUACACAAUCGAUAUUCACUAUGUAAAUAUGUACACACAACACGAUUGGAAAAAAACGUAAAAAAAAGGACCAAAACCGUGGAACUUUUAUGAGGGGAUACAUUUUAGCAGGUGUGUAAU